Pleuronectes platessa (European plaice) is the source of this 1883-nucleotide messenger RNA. RefSeq lists its product as uncharacterized. Lineage: Eukaryota; Metazoa; Chordata; Actinopteri; Pleuronectiformes; Pleuronectidae. The transcript has 4 exons. Gene Ontology annotation, cellular component: external side of plasma membrane. The coding region runs from base 113 to 955 and encodes 280 amino acids. Gene Ontology annotation, biological process: negative regulation of T cell proliferation; cellular response to lipopolysaccharide; immune response. The record is from RefSeq and is a predicted model, not a curated record.
CAACCCUUCAGCAUCAGCAUCUUCCACAACUGAGCUCUACCGCUGCAAACACACACAGCGCAUGAUGAGACAGCGAGACGAACACUUACUACGCUGAUGAACGGGAGAGAAGAUGAUCCUGAUCCUGCUGCUCAUCACCAUGAUCUCCUGUGUCUGUGCAGGAACUUCUUUUGUGAAAGUGACACAGACCCACUAUCAGGCAGAGGAGGACGACAACAUCACUCUGGAAUGGAUGUUCACAACCAGAAGUGACAAAUCUCCUAACCUACUUAUGAUCUUGUGUAAACUGAUAACAGACCUCAGAGUCUCUAUCGUGUAUCAUCUACAUCAAGGUGUUGAAGUCCCGGAGCUUCAAGAUGAACAGUUUUCAGGACGAGUCCAGUGUGACAGAGACGUCCUCAGAGAAGGACGACUCAGACUUCAUGUGUCCAGACUCAGGACUGAAGACUCAGGCCGGUACAAGUGUGUAGUGAGGACAGAAUCUGACCUGAGUGCAGAUCAAUGCUGGCUCAAUGUUACUGCCUCUGUUGCUCAGGAACAACGUACGACUCCAACUGUGAACCCAGAGCCACAGGAUCAGGAAAGGUUCUACAUCUUACUUGGUGCAGGAAUAAUGUUCACAGUUAUCCUGAUAGUAGGGACGGCAGCAGCAGCAGCAGCAGCAGGAAGGAAAGUAGCUAAUGUAGUGAUAAGAGUAAUAGUAGUGAUAGCAGCAGUAGUAGUGAUAGUAAUAGUAUAUUCAAUAACAGCAGCAACAGCGACUGCACCAGAUGCUGCAGUGUUAGGAUUGUUGUUGGGAGGAUCAAUAAUAUUUUCAGUGUUUGCAGCUCUGUCAGCUCCCUGUGUCCUCAUCUUCUAUGGCUUCUGUCAAUCAAAUUCAGAAAGGAGGCCUGACAGCAUCAGCAGCUACAGAAGGUCACCAAAUGACAACUCUUACUAUAUACAAUAUUUUUGAUAUUUUCAAUGAGGCCGAUGUUUUUUCUUCUCUCUCGAAGAUUAAAAAAAACAUUUAGAUCAUCAUGUGUUUUGGUGAUUUGCAAACAAAUCUACAAAAGCACUGGUGGUUGAUCUAAUAUCUGAACAGACAAACAUUUGACAGAAUUCUAAGAACAUUUACGUUAGUGUUAGAUUCCAUAAGCAGAUAAGACUUCCUGUACAAACAGGAGAAAGAAUGAGACGGCUAGAGCUUCUGUCCAGUGCAGCUUCGCUCAGUAGAAUUUAUUCACAAAAAUGCAAAACAAUCAUUUCCUUUUUUUUACCAUGUUGCUGCAUUUUGUUGUUUUAUUCAUACACAUUUUAUCUUACCAAUACAAAUAUCCAAAUACACAAAUAUAUUUCUACAUCUCUUUACACUUUCUUUCAAACAGGUCAAAUAAAACACAUAAUCUCAACUCUUUGUUCAUUCAGAGUUAUUCUUAGUGUUCACAGCUAUUGACCAAUAAGCAUUACCUGGGAAUAUUUCCCUUUUUUAAAUUACUUAUAUAUUGCAAAUAAAUCUGUGUAAAACUGAAAAAAAUGAAACUUUAGUGACACAAAAAUAUGAUGUAGCAUUUAAAUGACACUCUCUUAUAGCACUUUGUAGUUUGGCUUUCCUGAAGAAAAUUGUACUUUCUUUAUUCUUGUUGUUCCCUCAGGGUCGAUGCACUUAUUGUGAGUAGCUUUUGAUAAAAGCUUCAGGUAAAUUAAAUAUAAUGUAAAUACAUGAGCUGAGCUACUUUUUACAUUUUGUGAAUAUUAAGAAUACAAACCCUGGAAUGUAACAACACUUAACAGAGUGUAUAUGUAGGUUUGUAACCUGCUUGUAUUUCCAGGACAAAAAUGUAUAUGUUCAAAAUUCAAUGCACUGAAGCCAUUCAUGUCAAAUAAAGUUAUAUUUGCCAAAA